AUGCCUCCCCCCGCCCCUCCAUCGCGGAGGAAUGACCCUUCCAAGGGCGGCGGCGCGGCCGGCGCAGCUUCCAAGGAGGAAAACGUCUACAUUCCGUCCUUCAUCUCGAAGCGACCAUUUUACGCCGGCGAGGGCGACGAGUCCUCCAACGACUAUCUGGAGCAUCAGCGUUUAACCCAGCAAAAGAAGGAUGACAUUGCUUCGUCGAAAUGGUACGAUCGCGGCAGGAAGGCUGGCCCCGCCGCCACCAAGUACCGCAAGGGCGCCUGCGAGAACUGCGGCGCCAUGACGCACAAGGCCAAAGACUGCCUCCAGCGACCCCGAGCCAAGGGCGCAAAGUAUACGGGCAAGGAUAUUCAGGCCGACGAAGUUAUUCAAGACGUACAGAUGGGCUGGGACGCCAAGCGGGACCGCUGGAACGGGUACGAUUCCAGGGAGUACAAGCACGUGGUGGAACGCUACAAUCAGAUGGAGGACUUGAGAAAUCAGAUGUCUGGCGCCAAGAAGGAGGAUGGCGAAGAAGAUGGAAAGGAUGACGGCGAAAAGUACGCCGAGGAGAUCGACAUGGGCAAGCAUCAGAGCACCGCGACUCGACAACUGAGAAUACGAGAGGAUACUGCCAAAUACUUGCUCAACCUGGAUCUUGAGUCUGCCAAAUACGAUCCCAAGACGAGAACAAUGGUGGAUGCUGGUGCAACCGCAGACAAGGCAGCACAGCUAUACGCCGAAGAGGGCUUCUUGCGAGGAUCUGGAGACGCUGCCGAGUUCGAAAAGGCCACAAAAUACGCCUGGGAGAAGCAAGAAAAAUCAGGUGACACAAGUCAGCAUCUGCAAGCGAACCCAACGGCGGGUGAAUUUUACCGCAAGAAGGAGAAGGAGGACGCCGAGAAGAAGAAGGCAGAGCGAAUCAAGGCUCUGCAAGACAAGUAUGGAGGAAACCAGCAUGCCAUGCCCGCCGCUCUGAGGGACAUUGCUGUAACGGAAUCCGAAGCCUUUGUGGAAUAUGACGAGGCCGGUCUGAUCAAGGGAGCGCCGAGGGCGAUCGCAAAAUCCAAGUAUGCCGAAGACGUAUUCGUCAACAAUCACACAUCGGUAUGGGGCAGCUGGUGGUCAAACUUCAAAUGGGGCUACGCAUGUUGUCACUCGUUCAUAAAAAACAGCUACUGCACCGGUGAAGAGGGCAAACAAGCUUGGAAAGAGGCUGAAAAGCAGAGGACCGGAGCGAAUCUGGUCGUAGAUGCUGAGGAAGAGGUUCGCGCACCGCCGGUACCAGAUACUGAGCCGGUCAGGCCGGCAAUCAAGAAACGGACAGCAGAGGAAAUGAUGGAAGAGGAACUCGAGGAAUAUAGGAGAAAACGUACUGCAGCCGAUGACCCAAUGGCCAAGUUGCUUGGCAAGGACGAGUUGGUCUCAUAG
This is a messenger RNA of Pestalotiopsis fici W106-1, 1416 nucleotides long. Its product is annotated as Pre-mRNA-splicing factor SLU7. NCBI's taxonomy places the organism in Eukaryota, Fungi, Ascomycota, Sordariomycetes, Amphisphaeriales, Sporocadaceae. Gene Ontology annotation, molecular function: pre-mRNA 3'-splice site binding. The transcript has a single exon. Bases 1 to 1416 code for a protein of 471 amino acids. Gene Ontology annotation, biological process: mRNA splicing, via spliceosome. The record is from RefSeq and is a predicted model, not a curated record. Gene Ontology annotation, cellular component: spliceosomal complex.